Propithecus coquereli (Coquerel's sifaka) is the source of this 995-nucleotide messenger RNA. RefSeq names its product thymine-DNA glycosylase (gene TDG). Gene Ontology annotation, biological process: base-excision repair, AP site formation. Gene Ontology annotation, molecular function: mismatch base pair DNA N-glycosylase activity. The record is from RefSeq and is a predicted model, not a curated record. The transcript is spliced from 10 exons. Bases 180 to 995 code for a protein of 271 amino acids. Lineage: Eukaryota; Metazoa; Chordata; Mammalia; Primates; Indriidae. Gene Ontology annotation, cellular component: nucleus.
AGGGGUGUGGGGGAGAGCCUUGGGGGAGGAGCUUUAGGCCAGCCGCUGUCCGGGUCCUGCCAGCAAUCGGGUCCAAGUCUGUGGUAUUGUCGUAUCGCCGUGUGUACGCCACCGUACUAUAGAGACCGGUCGCCCGUUUGCCUGGCAGGAGAAGCCGCCGGCGCGAGCGGCCUCGGGGAAUGGAAGCGGAGAACGCGGGCAGCUAUUCCCUUCAGCCAGCUCCAGCUUUUUAUACCUUUCCAUUUCAACAAAUGAUGGCUGAAGCUCCCAGUGUGGCAGUUGCGAGUGAACAGCAAAUGCCAGCAGAAGUUCCAGCCCCAGCUCCUGCUGAAGAACCUGUACAAGAAAGAAAACUGAUAACUCAGAUUGGCAUAAACCCAGGACUCAUGGCUGCUUACAAAGGGCAUCAUUACCCUGGACCUGGAAACCAUUUCUGGAAGUGUUUGUUUAUGUCAGGACUGAGUGAGGUCCAACUGAGUCAUAUGGAUGACCACACUUUGCCAGGAAAGUAUGGUAUUGGGUUUACCAAUAUGGUGGAAAGGACAACGCCAGGAAGCAAAGAUCUUUCUAGUAAAGAAUUUCGUGAAGGAGGACGUAUUCUAGUACAGAAAUUACAGAAAUAUCAGCCACGAAUAGCAGUGUUUAAUGGAAAAUGUAUUUAUGAAAUUUUUAGUAAAGAAGUUUUUGGAGUAAAGGUUAAGAACUUGGAAUUUGGGCUUCAGCCCCAUAAGAUCCCAGACACAGAAACUCUCUGUUAUGUUAUGCCAUCAUCCAGUGCAAGAUGUGCCCAGUUUCCUCGAGCCCAGGACAAAGUUCAUUACUACAUUAAGCUGAAGGACUUAAGAGAUCAGUUGAAAGGCAUUGAACGAAAUACAGACGUUCAAGAGGUGCAGUAUACAUUUGACCUACAGCUUGCCCAAGAGGAUGCAAAGAAGAUGGCUGUUAAGGAAGAAAAAUACGAUCCAGGCUGUGACAUGGAAAGUGAUAAGAAAUGA